Mytilinidion resinicola is the source of this 975-nucleotide messenger RNA. RefSeq names its product serine/threonine protein kinase. The transcript is spliced from 4 exons. Gene Ontology annotation, biological process: intracellular signal transduction; protein phosphorylation. NCBI's taxonomy places the organism in Eukaryota, Fungi, Ascomycota, Dothideomycetes, Mytilinidiales, Mytilinidiaceae. The coding region runs from base 1 to 975 and encodes 324 amino acids. Gene Ontology annotation, cellular component: cytoplasm; nucleus. The record is from RefSeq and is a predicted model, not a curated record. Gene Ontology annotation, molecular function: ATP binding; protein serine/threonine kinase activity.
AUGGCAUCUACGAGUGAGUGGACUGGCUCAUCGGGACAUCUCUACCAGUUCAAGGAGUUACUCCAAGAAAGAGCACAUUUUGGGCGGGUGUGUCUAGCGACAUCCGAAGACGAGAAAUUUGUGUUGAAGGAUAUUCCUGAAGCGAUAUUUUCUAACUUCAACGAUUUAAUUCUGCCCCACCUUAGAGACAGCCCUUACAUACGGCUCCCAUGUGACAGCAUCCCGAAUCAGCGUGUAUUCGUGUACAAGUACUUGGCCGAUGACCUAUUGAGCCUCAUACGCAGAAGUAUUUCGAUGAAAGCUCGGAGACAAAUCCUCAAAGCAGCUUUACGAGGCAUAGCGGAGCUGCACAGCCGAGACGUUAUUCAUCUAGGCAAUUUUUCAGAUGUGAAACCCGACAACAUCAUGGUCAACUACCACCAAGAGGGCCAAGACAUAAGAAUCGAAAGCGUCCAAAUCAUAGACCUUGAAAACGCCGCCUAUCUCCCGAAAGGGAGAUGCAUCAAAGGGAUGCUCCCCGGAAACGAAAACUGGCGCAGCCCAGAGGGUCACCUCAAGGGCGAACUCAACAAACCGACCGACAUGUUCUCUUUCGGUGCCGUGUGCAUCUAUGCCAUGCUCGGCCGCGUCAUCUUCGGUCCUGAUGCCGACUUUCAAAAGCACGAGGCGGCGGGCGCACUCCCGGAGAUGGUUCGCCUCCAGCGCCAGAUAUCCUACUUUCCAAAUCGGGAGAGUUUCAAUGGGCUCAUUACGCACCUGGGAGAUGAUGAACUCAGUUGCCAGGUCCUUGGCAUGCUUUGGGAUGACCGGGUCGCGGAUUAUCAUUCCUAUGAGCCGUUUUCUAGCUGGAAAGACGUCGAGGACUUUUUGUUCCAGGAAGUUGUCGCAGAAAUGAUGCAGCUGGAUCCUGCGAGGCGCAUUUCGGCUCAGCAGGCUUUAGGCCACGCUUGGUUUCGAGGGUUCGAUAUAGAUUAA